AUGGUUUUGUUGAAAGGACUGGAAGUGUUAUGUUAUUCGAGUACAACAUUUGCAGAUUCAUUGCGAUUUAGCGGAGAAAGAAUGUGGGCUAGUUUGGUUAAUGGCGCUAUUGAACGUGCCAAAGGGCCUGUGAUGAUUUAUUUGCUAGCUUCAUGCAAGAAAACGAUCGUGAGGCGUUAUCCUUUUAUGACUGAGCAUGCAAUAUUAGAAGAAAUUGGUACUCUAAAGGAAGUUUUUUCUCGUGUACCCGUUGCAUUCCGAACUGUUGAGGGGGCGACGAUUUUUCUAGAUUCCAUCGAUCUGAUGUUGUUGACGACUGGAAUCGAUCAACUGAUUAAGUUGUUAAAAGAAAUCUCGAGAUUUGGAACUGUCAUUGCGCGGGUACACGAUGAAUGUAUUACCAAUGAAAACUGGGAAAGAUUGAGUUCUGUUCUCCAUAUUGCGUGUUCAUUAGAUCUUAAAGACAUGAAAGUACCACUGUAUACAGUAGUUUCUUUUAGAAACGAUGGAAAGAAGGUUGUAAAGGUGGGAACAAUAAAAUUUGACAAAUCUCUUCGUACAACUUUCAAGCCAUAUAAAGACCAGAAUGCGAAUGGGCUUGUUAAUAAUGAGAGGUUAUCUGUGCCGAAUAGCACUUUCGAUGUAGGGCUUCAUUUGAAAGAGUCUGAACGUAAAGCAAAGCAGAAUCUGCAGCUGCCAUAUGAAGCAGCUCAAAAAAAGGAAGAACUAGUAAAAAUAAACAUGAAUGGAAAUCGGAAAAUUAGAGCUGGUGGUCGCAUAAUUUAUACUCCGGACGAAAUGGAUGACAUAGAUGAAAGUGACCCUGAUGAUGAUCUCGAUGUUUAA
This is a messenger RNA of Thelazia callipaeda (thelaziosis nematode), 846 nucleotides long. The record is from the annotation of a GenBank genome assembly. NCBI's taxonomy places the organism in Eukaryota, Metazoa, Nematoda, Chromadorea, Rhabditida, Thelaziidae.